Molecule: messenger RNA, 8235 nt
Organism: Coregonus clupeaformis (lake whitefish)
Lineage: Eukaryota; Metazoa; Chordata; Actinopteri; Salmoniformes; Salmonidae
Product: multiple epidermal growth factor-like domains protein 6
Exons: 36
Coding region: 1-4533 (1510 amino acids)
Molecular function (GO): calcium ion binding
Source: RefSeq, a predicted model, not a curated record
AUGGUGGGGUUUCUGCUGCCAGAGAGCGAGGGCAUGGCUGGACAGGUGCUCCUCAUUGUUCAGUUGGCGGUGUGCAGCUACAGCGUGUGCUUCAAUGGGGGCCAGUGUCGACAGGGCUCCAGCUCCCAGCUCUGUGACUGUCCUGCUGGCUUCAAUGGGCCCAGUUGCCAGUAUGAUGUAAAUGAGUGUGAGGAGACUAACGGCGGCUGUGAGGCUCUGUGCUGCAACACCAUCGGCAGCUUCUACUGCAAGUGUCCCUCUGGUGAGCAGCUGAAGGACGACGGCAGGACGUGCCAAGAUAUUGAUGAGUGCCAAGUCCACAACGGGGGCUGCCAGCACAGUUGCGUGAACUCCAGGGGCUCCUAUCACUGUGAAUGCAACCCAGGCUCUCGACUCCAUGUGGAUGGACGCACCUGCAUUGCUGUCCAAUCAUGUGGAAUCAGUAAUGGAGGAUGUGAGCAUUUCUGUGUUCAGCAGUCCGUUGCUGCUUUCCGCUGCCGCUGUAGAGCUAACUAUGUGCUGGCUGAGGAUGGCAAGCACUGCAAAUUGGAGAAUCCAUGUCUAGAUAAGAAUGGUGGCUGCAAGCACGACUGUCUUGUUGAUGGUGGCAAGGCCCGCUGUGAAUGUAGAAAUGGGUACAAGCUAGCAGAGGACAGGAAGACCUGUGAGGAUGUUGAUGAGUGUGAGUCGGAGCAGACGGGCUGUGCUCAUGGCUGCCACAACACCCUGGGCUCCUUCGCCUGUGUCUGUGAGACUGCCUACGAGCUGGGAGCAGACGGACGCCAGUGCUACCGGAUUGAGAUGGAGAUCGUCAACAGCUGUGAUAGCAACAACGGAGGCUGCUCCCAUCACUGCCAGCCCUCCACCGGCGGCCCUGUCUGCAGCUGUAACCAGGGUUACCGACUGGAGGAGGACCUCAAGACCUGUGUUGACCUGGACGAGUGUGGAGAGGGAAGCUCCUGCUGCGAGCAGGACUGUACCAACUACCCUGGGGGCUAUGAGUGCUACUGCGCAGCGGGCUACCGCCUCAACUCAGACGGAUGUAGCUGUGAUGAUGUGGAUGAGUGUCUGGCGGCUAACGGUGGCUGUGAUCACACAUGCCAGAACACCGCCGGCUCCUUCCAGUGUUUCUGCCGCCGAGGCUUUCGUAUGGACGAGGACCGACACUCCUGUGAACCGCUGGAGAAUACAGUUGAGGCCCUGUCUAGUGGGGGCCAGGAUGCUGUUGGGCCCCUGCCUCAGCUCACCCUGCUGCAGGACUACAACCAGCCCCUGGAGCGCUAUGACGACUAUGAGGAUGACGACGCUGGAGAGCUGCUGGCUGAGAGCACGCUAGCAGAGAAAUUUGUGUGUCUGAACAACACGUUUGGCCAUGACUGCAGUCUGACCUGUGAAGACUGUUCUAACGGAGGGCUCUGUGGCCCAGGGAGAGAUGGAUGUCACUGUCGCGAUGGAUGGACAGGCCUCAUCUGCAACCAGACUUGUCCUGAAGGAUCCUUUGGUAAGAACUGCUCGUUUCCCUGUAAGUGUAUGAACGGAGCCACCUGUGAUCCUGUUAAUGGGAAUUGUCGCUGCCCACCUGGCGUCAGUGGAGACAUGUGCCAGGAAGGCUGUCCUAAGGGCUUCUAUGGGAAACAGUGCAAUAAGAAGUGUAUCUGUGCCAGUAACGGGCGCUGCCACCGCACCUACGGAGCCUGUCUGUGUGACCCUGGACUCUACGGGAGGUUCUGCCAUCUACCAUGUCCCAAGUGGGCCUUUGGACCGGGCUGUUCAGAGGAGUGUCAGUGUGUCCAACAGAACACUCUGGAGUGUCACCGUCGCCACGGCACCUGCGUCUGCAAGCCCGGUUGGCAAGGCAAUGCGUGCAGGGAAGAGUGUGACCCAGGCACGUUUGGCCCAGGCUGUGAGAACAAGUGUGAGUGCCCGCUUGGACUGUCUUGUGAUCAUGUGACUGGGCAGUGCCAACGCCUGUGCCCGGCUGGUCGCCGUGGAGACAACUGUGAUCAAGACUGUCCAGAGGGGAGGUUUGGGACAGGCUGCACUCAGGCCUGUGACUGCUCAGGGGCCCUAUGUGACAGAGUGAGUGGCCAGUGUCAGUGUCCUGCAGGAACAUCAGGAAAACGCUGUGAGAAUUUGUGUGCGGAGGGCUCCUGGGGCGCGGGCUGCCGUGAGGCCUGUCCAGCCUGUGAGAAUGGAGGAGUGUGUGACAAACACAACGGGACCUGUUCCUGCCCUCCUGGGUACAUGGGCAGGCUCUGUCAGAACUCAUGUCCGACAGGACGGUUUGGUGUUGGAUGCCAGCUGCGCUGUGUGUGUGAAAACAGCGGGCGCUGCCACCCUGUCACGGGCCGUUGUACCUGUGCCCCUGGCUGGGCCGGACAUAACUGCAGGAAAGCCUGUGACUCCGGGCACUGGGGGGUGGACUGUGCUGAGAAAUGUGACUGUAAGAAUGGGGAUGGGAGCUGUGACGCAGUGACGGGCCAGUGUAACUGUGAGGCCGGCUACACUGGGACACAAUGCCAUGAAGAGUGUCCAGUGGGGUCUUUCGGUCUGGGCUGUCGGCAUCACUGCCAGUGUGACAACAAGGGGUCAUGUGACCAUGUCAGUGGAGCAUGCACCUGCCUGGUGGGCUGGACUGGAACCUUCUGUGAAAAACCCUGUCCCCAGGGCUUCUAUGGGUUGGACUGCCAGGAGAAGUGUGUCUGUCUGAAUGGAGGUCACUGCAACCAUGUCACUGGGAUGUGUGUGUGUCCUGCUGGUUGGAUCGGUCCUACCUGCAAACUGACAUGCCCAGCUGGUUUCUAUGGGGAGUGCUGUAACCAAACCUGCGGUUGCCAUAACAAUGGCAACUGCCACCCGGCGAGCGGGCAGUGUGUCUGUACACCUGGCUGGACAGGGCCCAGCUGCUCACAGGAAUGCCCAGUGGGCUUCUAUGGGGCGGACUGCCGUCAGCACUGCCUGUGCCAGAAUGGAGCCAAAUGUGACCGAAUCAGUGGGCAAUGUAUCUGUGCCAACGGGUGGAUGGGCGCAGCCUGCGGCAUAGAGUGUGUAGCAGGGUGGUUCGGGGCCGACUGCCAGCAGCAGUGUCAGUGUGAGAACGGGGGCCACUGUGACAGACAGACGGGCCAGUGCAACUGUGGUCCUGGAUGGGUCGGAGAGCGCUGUGAAAAAGCCUGUGUGUCAGGCCUGUUUGGGGCUGGCUGUGAGGAGAGCUGUCAGUGUGAGCAUAAAGCCCCCUGUCACCACGUUACUGGGCACUGCCUCUGUCCACCAGGUUGGAGGGGACCCCAGUGUGAUAAAGCCUGUUUACCUGGAACCUAUGGCAAGGGCUGUGUGCAACGCUGUACCUGUUCCCAGGGUACUUCCUGUCACCAUGUCUCUGGGGAGUGUGGCUGUCCCCCUGGACUCACUGGCAAUGGCUGUGAACAGACCUGUCUGUCAGGGACAUAUGGACUCAACUGUAACCAGGUGUGCCAGUGUUCUGAGACCAACCAGCUCUGCCACCCAGUGACUGGGUUGUGUUACUGCGCCCCAGGCUUCCAAGGUCCUCAAUGUAAAUUGGAGUGUCAGAAAGGUUGGUAUGGUCCCAACUGUGAGCGAGAGUGCCAGUGUCAGAACAGUGGGAAAUGCAGCUCCACCUCUGGCACCUGUGAAUGCACAGCAGGGUUCAUCGGAGCACACUGCAACAUCACGUGCCCAGCUGGUCGUUAUGGGCAGGACUGUGCCCGCGUGACACUGUGUGGAGAGGGGGCACAGAAUGAUCCUGUCACUGGUAGAUGUCACUGCAGCCCUGGGCGAAGAGGGGAGGACUGUGGACAAGGCUGUGCUCCUGGAUGGUUUGGAGGGGACUGUGCUAUGCGCUGUAACUGCAGUAACGGAGGACUGUGUGACUCUGUCUCUGGAAGCUGUACCUGUGGUCUGGGCUGGACUGGGGCUCACUGUGACACAGAAUGCCCUCCGGGGACAUUUGGAGGUAACUGCCAGCUGAAGUGUGACUGCCAGAACAAUGGCACCUGUGACAGGGUGACUGGAACCUGCCAGUGUGGUCCAGGAUACUACGGACAUCAGUGUGAACAUGCGUGCCCCCCUGGUCUCCAUGGCCCUCUGUGCCAGCUUCAGUGUGACUGUCUGAACAGGGCGUCCUGCAACCCCUCCACUGGCUUCUGUGUCUGUCCUCCAGGGUACCAUGGCUCCCGCUGUCACAGAGAGUGUCAACAGGGCACGUUUGGUGUGAACUGUGCCAAGUCAUGUGACUGUGAGGAGGGCACGCCCUGUGACCCUGUGAGUGGCAGGUGUCUGUGCACCUCAGGCAAGACUGGACCCAGGUGUGACAUCGACUGUAAAGCAAACCGCUAUGGGCCAGACUGCACAGAGCGCUGUGUGUGUGACAACGCGGCUCACUGUGACCAUCGGAACGGCCGCUGCACAUGUCUCAACAGCUGGAUCGGAUUCACCUGUCAGGAAGGUGGGCCUCCACGUCUCCCCUACAGAAGCAGGAGGGAAGAUAACUCACAUCUAGACAACGCGUUAUAGCGUCCCCUUUUGGUUGGAGGCUCUAAUCACCAAUGAGCCUCCGACUGUAAGAGGCUGAGGCAGCAGCACAAGAUUCACUGAAGCCGAACUGAAGUGGAUUAAAAGGGUGGAUAUUAUUAUUUCAGAAAUACACACCCCAACGGGACAGGAUACUGCUGCACCCACAGGAGCUGGAUGACAGACAUUGAGAAAUAGACUCUAAGGAGAAAUGUUCUCAGUGUUUGCUCUAGGGUGGAUAAUGCUUUGUUGUGUGUGUAUACUUUGAACUGUGCAGGGCUUUCAUUGUUUGUGUUCAUGUGUGUACUGUAUAAAUGUGCAGCUCCCACUCAGGCAUGGCCUGACUCAUCAGUGAUGAGGUACGGUAUGUUGUGACCCCCUUUCUGGUAGUUAGAGUGCGGUCAGGGGGUACCAGGACUAGGGGCUCUAUUCAAUCUGUAUGGCUGAAGCGUUACAUUUAAAGGUAAUUACCUAUUGAGCCGACAUCUGCAGCGUUUACCGUGAAUGCAGUCUCUGCUAAUGCAGGAACAUUGCCUUCAAAUUUAAAUCAUGUUGUAACGAUGAAUUUCCGCGAUACGGAUUGUAUAGCGCCCUAGAUCUCCCCCACCACAGCCUCCUCUGCACACUCCCAUCCUGGACAAACAACCCACGGAUAUAGGAGAUGUGUGGCGACCGUUGCUGAACGUCCAACACUAACAAUCAUUUUUAUACAGUAUACAUGUGGCAUUAUUAUACAAAUCCCAUCACUUCUACAUCAUAUACCGUAUGAUGAUUCAUUAUUUUCAUCUGUCCUUAUGAAUAAGCCAUCAGAACCAAUAGGUGACCCAGAGCCAACAUGACCCAGGUAUCUAUGGUUUUUGAAUAGUAGUGUGAGGUGAUUCCUAUCAUACAAUGUAAAGUGAUUCGAGCACCUGAAAAAGCACUUUCAAUAUUUCCAAUCCAGUAUAAUAUUGUGAUGUCUAUUUGCAGUGAAUGACAAAGUUAUGUUUGAUAUUCUGUACUUUAUAUGAAGUUACUUGUUAUACAAAUGUUGGUGCUAUGACGCUUUAAUCCACUAUAUGUUGACCAGAAGACAGUAUAUUAUCUACAUAUUGGUCAGUACAUUUUUGUUUACUACAGUAUGUUUGAGUGGGCGAUUCUGAUUCAUAUCCAGUUCAGCCCAUUGGAUUGCACAAUGAUACAGGAGACACAAUAGAACUUGAGCAGACAGUGGGCUCAGCCCAGUCAUGGUAAACAGUACCUUUUUUGUUUUUGUGUAUAAAGUGCUCUUACAUAUAUUUAUAUUUUAUACAGUAUAUUGUGUACAGUUCAAGAUAACGCAGUUUGUAAGUGUAUACUGUCUAUGACUGGAGUGAAGAGGAUUUUCUAAUCUGGACACCUAGUUAAUAACCCAUAAGAUAACAAAAACAAUCAAUGAAUGAAAAAGUCAAACACAUGGAACUGUUUUUUACAUUCUUAUUUUUUCAUUGUCAUUUCAUUAAAGACUGAAGCUGUACAUAUUGUCUAACUUCAGAUUGAAGCACAGUGCAGUAAGCAGAUGAAAAUAAAGAAGAAACGGCAGAGGUGACCACAACCAUAAAUAUAUACAACGGUCAAACUAUGUACAUACAGGAGAUACCACUCUAGCUAGGGCAUCAUCACUGAGCGAAUGUAGUCUGCCAUUGCGUUUAUUUGAGAGCAUUCUGCACAAUGCAUACGCAAUACAAAUAAAUUGCUUAUUUUUGUCAAUCUUUACACAGAUACAAUAUUAAGAGGAAAAUGCAGCAUGGUGAAAAUUUAAAUAAACACCCAGCUUUUAUUCUCCCUCUUGUACUUCUUCUAUGUUAAAGGCCAGAACAUGCAAAAAAUAAACUUUAACAUACGGCCUUCUGUGAGAUGAGCAUCAUUCAUCUACAGGGCUGAUUUCAUAGGUUUCUGAGCUGAUAGUAACAUCAAUACUAUGACAUGUAUGGUACAGUGGCUGUGUGAAGGGAGGCUGUCAGAGUGCAACACUGGACAGGGAGACAAGAAACCCUGCAACGAUGAGUCUACUCACUAAACAGCCUGACUCAAACACCUCAAAUUCUUAAAAACCAUCCACACUGCUUGCCUAGCAUUAUCCACAAUGUCAGUAAGGCGCACGCUCUUCCACGAGUUCAUUUCACAGCAAUGCUGUUGUGUUGCCAUGUUGUGUUGCCAGAGAGUGGUCCAGUAAAUAGAGGAGCUCUGUGGUGCUCAUCAAGCUCUACAGAGCAGCCUCUCUCUCUCAGCACAGCCCUGGGGGCGAGCUAGAGCUACGCUCAACACCAUCACAAUUAUCACCUGACAAAUCAGUGCACAGCUCUGUGCAUGUACGCGUCACAUUGAAUUGACCACCAAAUAUGUCUAGGGAUAACUCAUUGUGACAGUGCCUUUGAGCCUUUUUAUUUUAUGAAACAUUUCUGCUGCACGAUAUUCGGUUAUUUCGCUCAUUACCCUGCUGAAAGACAGUAAGACAGAAAAUCAUGAUCAAUUAUGAUUUUUUUGUUUUGUUUUCUGAGAAAACCACAUUGGCUUUUGCCACUAAUUCACUCAAGACAUACAGUACCAGACACAGCAAAUCAAAUGUACACAGUUUACGUUUAACACAGACGCUAAAAAUAUUUGUUUCCCCUCCACAAACACACACACACACUUUGAAUCUGUAUCUAUGCCAAGUAUUUGUUGUCUGACCAGAGGGGCUAGCCAUGCAUACACACCUCCAAAUCUCCUCUUCACUUUGCCUGAGAAGCAUCUACACUUCCCUCGUCAUUCCAUUUUGUCCUACUCACUGACACUACAGGGCCAGGUCACACCAUGGUUAGCAUCUACAUACAAAAAUAAAAGUUACUUGAUGCUGUAUAUACAAUGAGAAAGGGCUUUGUGUAGUUUCUAGAGUACACUUCAUUAUGCUUGUAACUGGAUCCUAUAAAAAGUUGUGAUGGUUUAAACAUAGUGUUACUUUGUACAAAAUCAAGCAUGACUGUUGCAAGUGUUCCCCUUUUUUCUACAGCAAAUGACAUCUCCAGUAUGUACAUUAGAAACAUUAUUAUCCUUUUUAGUUAACGAUUGGACAUUACUUUAAAAGGUUAAAUGUGUAAAAAUGAUUUCAUGGAUUUAAUAAAAACAUUUAAAUAACUAAAAUAAAGGAUAAUUGGACUUAGUUUAAUAUGCAAAAAGAUUUUGUAAUUUAUUGGACACGGAGCAUCUUGGUGACCUUUUCUUUUCUUGUACCUCUGUUACUGGUAACUGAGUUACAAAUGUUCUCAACAUAAGAAUGUGUGCAGUUUUAAGUUUCUGCAGAACAGGAUGAUGUCAGCCAGGAGCCCAUUGAAAACAUCCUGUUUGUGUCCUGGACCAGACAUAAAAAUAUAUGUUUUAUUGUCACAAACCCCGGAUAGGUGCCGUGAAAUGUGUUGUUUUACAGGGACAGCCAUAAUAGUACGGCACCCCUAUGGCUGGCACUCAAAUUAGAUAUCUCUAUCUUCACGGAAGCCCAGCGAAGACUGGUGGGCAGAUACACACGCAAAUGAUACUGUAUCUAUAGAGUACAUUAUUUUAUGUUCAGUAUUGGGGGUAGCGGGGUUACUGUAAUAUAGAUUUUUUACUACUGUUAUAGAGUUUAUAAACUGGCUCGAGCCCUGAAUGCUGAUUGGCUGACAGCCAUGGCAUAUCAGACCGUAUACUACGGGUAUGACAAAACAUUUA